This is a messenger RNA of Hypanus sabinus (Atlantic stingray), 5395 nucleotides long. RefSeq lists its product as uncharacterized. Gene Ontology annotation, biological process: DNA integration. The record is from RefSeq and is a predicted model, not a curated record. The coding region runs from base 303 to 1418 and encodes 371 amino acids. Lineage: Eukaryota; Metazoa; Chordata; Chondrichthyes; Myliobatiformes; Dasyatidae. The transcript has 2 exons. Gene Ontology annotation, molecular function: nucleic acid binding.
UGUGUUAGACAGUGCUCUAAAAAUGGUGAUGAGUUGAAAGCUGGUGAGGUAAAUUUUACUGGAAAUAUUGAGGAAGAUGCUGUUUCUGGAUUUUUAAAUAAAGAACUUUAGAAGUUUGGACUGGUUUUGCAACCUUUGACCCUGCUUUCAGGAAAAUGGCCUGAACAGGUAUGUGAAACUCUGUUGAAUUCUGUUUUCGCAGUAGGGAGUAAACAACUUCAAGGUUAUGGAGCUGUUUUUCACGAUUACUAUUGCUACAAUACAAAGUAUUGUUUUUGUUCUGAGAACCUGGCUGUGUUACUAUGAAGAUGAGUCGAGCUAAAAGCCAAAAGAACAGAAUAGAUGGAUUGUUUGGGAAUUUUCAUAAUGCAAACAUGGUCUUCAUAAGCUUAGUGGUGGUACUGUGUUUGGUAAACGUUAGGUUGGCACCUAUCCAGGGUGAAGUUUAUUCAGUAGUACAGCUAACAAGCAAGUUUGUGGCUGAUGACCCACUCACAAAUACUGAUGUGAACUGCACAUGCGCAGUAACCCGAAGCAUAUCUAAAAAGGCUGAUGAUGCAGUUAGCAAAGACAGGGAUUUAACUUAUGAGAAUUUGUCCGAGAUUUUUCUACCUUCCGUGUUACAUCAGGAUCUGGGUAGUGAGGAGGAUGAGAAAGGUUUGUCCUUGUCCAGGGAUGAAUUUACAGUGGAACAAAGUCGAGAUUCUGAAAUUGCUGCGAUAAAGGAGACAGCUCUCACAGAAGAAGAGGUUCAGAGAGAGUCAGUAGGAUAUUAUCUGAAGGAUGGGGUGUUACUGAGGAAGUGGAUAUCACCUACUGUGCCUGCAAGUGAGGACUGGGCCAUUGAACAUCAAGUUGUGGUCCCGAAAGUUUACAGAGCUGAGAAUUUAAACAUGGCUCAUGGUAUGCCUUUAGGUGGACGCUUUGGAGUGAGGAAGACAGUAAACAGGAUCAUGAAGGAAUUCUACUGGCCUAAUUUAAGAGAGGAUGUUGUGAACUUUUGCAAGACUGUGGUAAAAACCCUUAUAAAAUUUUUCACACUGGUAGGUCUACCUAAAGAAAUCCAAUCUGACCAGGGUAGUAACUUUACUUCGAAAACAAUCGAGGGGAUAGUUAAAGAGUUGAGAGCUAAGCACAUUGUGUCACCUUUGACCCUACUCAGAGAUCAAUGGUCAGAUCAGAAUGUGAGUAUGAGCAUGCUUAGUUAUGUUUUGGAACUCAAAGCUAGACUUAACAAGGCUUGUGACCUUGCGAAGCAGAAUUUACAGCACUCUCAGAUAAACAUGAAACAUGGGGGAGAAAGGGUCUUGGGGCUGUUCCCUCUGCUUACCAACCCCCUUCAAGUGAGAUUUAGUGGACCAUAUGAAAUAAUUACGAAAAUUGAUGUUUUGAAUUAUGUUAUUAGAGCUCCUGAUUGAUGGCAGAAGGCUGCACAGCUCGUCCACAUAAAUAUUAUGAAGGGUUAUCAUGACCCCGAACCUGCACCUGUGAGUACUGUUAUGACAAUGGAGGAGAUUGUGGAGUCUGGUACUGGAAUACCAUAUCAUUUUAAUGAACUCCAUGUCAUUUCCACAAGAUUCAGAAAUUCUGAUGUUUUGAAAAAUCUUGAUGGGAAGACUCAACAUUUGCAGUCAAGGCAGUGAAAUCAAGUGAAGAGUUUAAUUAACAAGUAUAAAGGUUUAUUCCCGGACAUUCCGAGGCUGUGCAUGGCUGUGGUGCAUGCUGUAGUUGUAGAUAAAGUUGAUCCCAUUAAGCAGCACCCUUAUAGAAUGAACCAAGACAAAAAUAAAAUGUUUAAACAAGAAAUUGGAUACAUGCUAACAGCCGGCAUAAUUAGGCCAGCUACCUCAGACUGAGCAUUGCCCUGCGUUAUUGUCCCUAAACCGGAUGGGGGUACGAGAUUCUGUACUGACUACAGGGAAGUUAAUGCAAUAACCAAGACAGAUGCUUAUCCCAUCCCAAGAGUGGAUGACUGUAUUGACAGAGUGGGGAAGGCUAAAUACCUUACAAAGAUUGACCUGUUGAAAGGAUACUGGUGUGUUCCUUUGACAGAAAGGGCUAAGAAAAUACCUGCAUUUGUGACACCAUCUGGAUUGUAUGAGUACAAUGUUUUACCCCUUGGGAUGAAAAAUGCUCCAGGGACAUUCCAAAGGAUGAUGAAUUCAGUUAUUCAAAGUUUAGAAAAUACAUAUAGAUGAUUUGGUUUUAUGGAAUGACACCUGGGAAGAGCAUAUCUCAGCAGUAGAGAAACUGUUUGAAAGGCUGUCCAAGGCAAACCUCACUGUAAACCUUGCUAAAAGUGAAUUUGGCCACGCCACUGUCACGUAUCUUGGCUAUGUAGUAGGCCAGGGGCAACUGGCACCUGUGCAGGCCAAGGUUCAGGCUAUUGCUGAGGUUCCUGUUCCAACGGGCAAGAAAGCAUUAAGAAGGUUUUUGGGAAUGGUUGGGUAUUACCGUAAGUUUUGUAAGAAAUUCGCAGACAUCGCUCUUCCCCUAACGAAACUCCUCGGGAAGAGUGAAAGAUUUGUGUGGAGUGACCUUUACCAGGAGGCAUUUGAACACCUGAAAACCAUCCUGUGUUAUCAUCCUGUGCUCAAGGCACCCGAUUUCAAUAAACCAUUUUCAAUCACAGUAGACGCUAGUGAUGAAGCAGCCGGGGCAGUAUUGUUGCAAAAGGAUGAUGAUAAAAUUGAACAUCCAGUAGCUUAUUUCUCAAAGAAAUUUAAUGUGCAUCGGAAAAAUUACGCCACUGUUGAAAAAGAGCUGCUAGCACUCAUUUUAGCAUUGCAAUACUUCGAUGUCUACAUCCUGCACAGAAACAACUUGUGGUUUACACGGAUCAUAAUCCAUUAGUGUUUCUGGGUAAAAUGAAGGAUAAGAAUAGAAGGUUGCUUAACUGGAGUCCGAUCUUGCAAGAGUAUGUCAUGGAAAUAAAACACGUGAAAGGUACUGACAACAUUAUAGCGGAUUGUUUGUCUAGAUGCUAAGUUUAAGUUUGUAAUGCUUUGCCAUGUUACCUGAGUAAUUACACAUGUAUUGCUUUAAGUUGUAUAAUCGAUAGUUAAGGCAAAAAUUUUGCUGUUUCAUCAAAAUUUUUCUUGAGAGAGGUGUGAUGAGAUCGGAAGGACUAUUCUAAAGUGGACUGUUCCUUUAAAAAGAGAGAGAGGGAGCGAACAGUGUGUGUGCUAUUUCAGAGAGAGAGAACAACAGAAAACCUGAGAGUUGCCUUGGAAACUGAAAGGCGGAGCUAUAUGAUGGACAGCUGGUGUUCCACAGUAGUGAGAUAUACACAAGGUCAGUCAACUUUUUAAUCAGACACACAAGACACACGAUGCCAAAAGCAAGUAGGACACUGGUGAGCUUUGUGUGCCCACGACAAGGGUGGGGUUUUGCUCACAGUGUGGACAAAGGGGUAACUGGUGGGGAGCUAUCGGUGUGUUUAACCCUGGUCUGGGUUGAUAGCUCACUGUGGAAGACUGGCAUUCCACUUCCUGUGGUCACAAGUGGUGACUUUAAAUAAGUUUCGGGAGCAAGGAGAAUGGCGUAGAGGAUCAGCAUCGGCAUUGGAAAACAAAUCAACUCUCUAACCCUCUCCUUCCAGCUCUACUCAAAUCAAAUUCCAGAAUUGAACUGAUCAUUUACCAUACCACCGUAAGACUGUAUCACCUAAUCACCUGAGCUGGGGACAUUUGGGAACCUUAUUUACUCACCUAGAUAUAUGCAUAUACAUUGCUAACCUGUUUACCUUAUCUUGUUUUAUAUUACAUUAUUCACGUAGUUACUAAUAAAAUAGAGUUUAUAAUGGAAGACUCAGAUGCCAGGUGUGUCCGUUUCUGCUGGUUCUUUUUAACCCGUUACAGGGUGCGUAACUGUGUGCAGUUUUGGUCACCUACCUACAGGAAAGAUGUAAACAAGUUUGAAAGUGGAAUGAGAAAGUUUACAAAGAUACUGCAGGGACUGGAGGACCUAAGUUAUCAGGAAAGGUUGGUAGGUUAAGACUUUAUUCCUUGGAAUGUAGAAGAUUGAGAGGAGAUUUGACAGAGGUAUACACAUUAUGAGGGGUAUAGAUAGGGUAAAUGCAAGCAGGCUUUUUCCACUGAGGUUGGGUGGGACUACAAUCAAGGGUCAUGGGUUAAGGAUAAAUGUGUAAAUUUUUAACAGGAACAUGUGGGGAAACUCAGAGAUUGGUGAACGUGUGGAAUGAGCUGCCAGCACAAGUGGUACAUGUGAGCUCGAUUUCAAUGGUUAAAGGAAGUUUGGGUAGGUAUAUGGAUGGUAGAGGUUUGGAGGGUAAUGGUCCUGGUGCAGGUUGAUGGGACUAGGCAAGGUAAAUGGUUUGGCGCAGACUAGAUGUGCCAUAAUUUUCUAUGACUGAAUUCUUUCAUCCCUGUGAACUGAAUUUUAUGUUCUCUUGUCAUUUAUGUCAAAUAGAAAUACUUUGAAAAGGAAUGAUUUACUGAGUGCUUCAUUGGGGUCCAUUGCUCCGCUGUCACUCUCCUGCAUUUCUGCUUUCUCCUCUGUGACAUCCUGCAAGCAAUGCACAAGAGAGAUCUUUCAGUGCCUGUGGUGAACUACAUAUACCUGUCUGGACACCUCCCGCUCCUCCCACAGACCCCGGUAUAAAGGCGAUUGGAGGCACUGCGCCCCCCUCAGUCUCCGAGAGUUAUUGAUGGUGCAUCAGUGCCAUACCAAAAUAUCCCUCAAUCAAUGUCAGCCUCCCAAAUGACACAGAAUCAAGGACAUUCUGUACACAACUUUCUGGUAGAGAUUCCAAAACGUCACAGCCAUCACAGGGAAGAAAUUCCUCAGCUCCUUCUUGAAAUGGAUGCCCCUAGUUUUAGACUCCUUUACAAAGGGGAAGCAUCACUGCCUUUCCUGUCCAUCGCUCUGAAAUUCACUAUAUCACCAAAGCCGAUAGCAAAUUUCUACAGAUCUGUCAUGGAGAGCAUUCUAAUCGGUUGCAUCACCAUAUGGUAUGGAGGGGCCACUGCAGAAGAUCGGGAGAAGCUGCAGGAAGUUGCAGACUUGACCAGCUCCAUCACGGGCACUAGCCUCCCCAGCAUCGAGGACAUCUUCAAAAGGCAGUGUCCAUCAUUAAGGAUUUCCAUCACACAGGAUGCGCCCUCUUCUCAUUGCUACAUUUAGGGAGGAGAUACAGGAGCCUGAGGACACACACCUGAGUGUUUUAGAAACAUUUUCUUUCCCUUCCCCAUCAAAUUUCUGAAUGGACAAUAAAUCCAUCAACAUAUUUUAUGCUCUCUUUUUGCACUACUCAUUUGAUCGAAUUUGUAUACAUAUAUUUCUUUUUGUCAUUUGUAGUGUUUUAUGUAUUGCAAUGUACUGCUACAGUGAAACAACAAAUUUCACAACAUAUGCCAGUGAUAUUAAACCUAAC